AUGGACGACAUCGAGUCGCUCUUCUCUACGCGGCGUGGGCGGCAUAUGCCGCUUGCGACCGACGAGGAAGAGCAGUCGCAUGUGCUGUUUGACGAGGACGAUAUGGAUUUGCUAGGCGAUGCGCCUGUCCAGCCGAGCCGCACGACAAAUGCCGCGUGGGGAAAAGGAGCGCCGGCCUUGCGCACCGGCUCUACAGCUAGCGUGCACAAGACAGAGAGUCUGUUUGAUCGCGAUGUGGACGAAGACGAGUACACGGAAGAUUUGCACUUGCGCCCCAUUGGCUCGAGUAAGCAGAUCGAGGCCGACGACGAGCCAGACAUGCCGUGGCAGCCAACCGCGCAUGCAAGCCGACGAACGCGCAGCGGCCCCAGCAGGCGGCGUGCAAGCCGCGCGCGUGCAGCGCCGUCCCAGGAAGCGCAGCGGCUCCCAGAGACUCCUUCUAUUCUGUCGCUCCUCGCCCAGGACGUUGUAUGGCAGCUGCGUUCCUUCCGUCAGCGAUUUCAACGGCGCAUGCACAAGCUGCAAGGACGGCACGUUCAGCAAACGACACGCACAAUCAUUGUGAAUGAUCCUACACUAACGACCCAGCAUAUUGGGUACAAUACCAAUCAGGUACUCACGAACAAGUACAAUGUCGUGACGUUUGUGCCGCGUUUCCUAUGCGAGCAAUUUGCCAAGUACGCCAACGUUUUCUUCUUGUUCAUUGGGAUUCUCCAACAGAUCCCCGGUGUAUCGCCGACCAACCGAUGGACUACGCUUGUGCCGCUCGCGAUCGUGCUGCUCGCCAGUGCAUGCACGGAAAUCACCGAAGAUUGGCGGCGCUACAAGUCCGAUGCCGAGAUGAAUGCACGGCUCGUCCAAGUCCUCGAUCCCAGUACAUCGUCAUGGAUAAAGCGGCCGUGGCGUGACGUUGCGGUGGGCGACAUUGUGCGUGUAGAGCGCAACGAGUUCUUCCCCGCCGACCUUGUCCUGCUCAGCAGUUCCGAGCCCGAAGGCUUGGCGUACGUCGAAACGGCGAAUUUGGACGGCGAGACCAACUUGAAGAUCAAACAGGCUCCGACGCAAACGGCGCAAUGCACGUCGGCGCGCACUGCCGCCGAAAUACAGGGCUCGCUCGUGUGCGAGGUGCCGAACAAUAGCCUGUACACGUUUGAAGGCACGAUGCAGCUAUCCAGCACCUUUCCUGUGGGCCCCGACCAGCUGCUCUUGCGCGGCGCGCAGCUGCGCAACGCGCCGUGGAUCUAUGGCCUGGCCGUGUUUACAGGCCACGAUACCAAAUUGUUGCAGAAUGCGACCAGCUCUCCAUUGAAACGUACGCGUGUCGAGAAACAGGUCAAUGCUCUAAUUCUUUCCCUCUUCGUCCUCCUCCUUGCACUUUCCAUCUUUUGUGCGGUUGGCGCCCUUUUUAAUGCGCGCAGGGAAAAGUACGCGGCGCUGUACCUGAUGCCCCAGCUCGACGCACGCACGUCUGCACGCGCGUUUGUCGAGUCUAUUCUUACGUUUAUUAUCUUGUACAACAGCCUGAUCCCCAUCUCGCUGAUCGUGUCCAUGGACAUGGUCAAGUUCCAGCUUGCAUCUCUGAUCAACUCGGACUUGGACAUGUACUAUGCGCCCUCCGAUACCCCCGCACUGUGCCGCCGCCCGAACUUGGUCGAGGAUCUGGGGCAGGUCGAGUACAUUUUUAGCGACAAGACCGGGACAUUGACGCGCAACGAAAUGGAGUUUAAACAAGCGGCCAUUGGCGGCAUUUCUUUUCUUGACACGCCCGGCGAGGCGCGCGCUGAGGAUGAGUUUGAGGGCGCGCGUCUUGUCGUGGGCCAGCGUACCUGGGCCACGCUUCCCGCUAUCCUGGAGCACAAUAAGGACGGACUGAGGCGCCUUUGCGACGAAUUUCUCACCGUGCUUGCCGUAUGCCACACUGUGAUUCCAGAGACGGUGGAUGGAAAGAUUGUGUUCCAGGCAUCCUCGCCCGACGAGGCUGCCCUCGUCGCUGGCGCACAGUCACUCGGCUACGCUUUCACGACGCGCAAACCGCACGCUGUGUACAUAAAUGUGCGUGGCGAGACGCGAGAGUACCAGGUGCUCCAGGUAUGCGAAUUCAACAGUACACGCAAGCGCAUGUCGACCAUUGUGCGCCUCCCAAACGGGCAAAUCACGCUGUUUUGCAAAGGCGCCGACACGGUGAUUUUUCCGCGACUCAAGCCAGACCAGGAAUGCACCGAGGCCACGCUAGGCUACCUGGAAGAGUAUGCUGCGCAAGGUCUCCGCACACUCUGUAUCGCCCGGCGAAACCUCGCUGUUGAAGAGCACGCGGCGUGGGCGCAAAAGUACGAGCGUGCUGCUGCAAGCGUGCACGACCGAGCCGGGGCGCUUGAUGCCGUCGCCGAGGAAAUCGAGGUGGAGCUGGAACUGCUCGGCGCGACUGCGAUUGAAGACAAGCUCCAGGACGGCGUGCCAGACACGAUUGCGACGCUGCAAGCCGCCGGGAUCAAAGUAUGGAUUCUCACCGGCGACCGGCAAGAGACGGCCAUCAACAUUGGCUACUCGUGCCGCCUGAUUUCAGAGAGCAUGAAUCUGCUGAUUGUCAACGAAGCAACACCUGCCGAGACCGCCGAGGCAGUGCGCCAGCAGCUAGAGACUGUGCGCACACAGCUGGGCGAUACAGGCCCCCAAGAGGAGCUUGCUCUGAUUGUAGAAGGGCGCAGCCUGCAGCAUGCGCUCCAGCCAUCGCUCGCACCGCUCUUUUUAAGCCUUGCUGGCUCGUGCAAGGCUGUGAUCUGCUGCCGUGUGUCGCCACUGCAAAAAGCACUUGUGGUCGAGCUGGUCAAGCAGCAUACCAAUGCUAUUCUGCUUGCGAUCGGCGACGGCGCCAACGAUGUAGGUAUGAUCCAGGCGGCGCAUCUUGGCGUGGGUAUCAGCGGUCUUGAGGGCCUGCAAGCCGCGCGCUCUGCGGAUGUGGCCAUCGGCCAGUUCCGCUUUUUGAAAAAGCUUUUGCUGGUGCACGGAACGUGGAGCUAUGCGAGACUGAGCAAAAUGAUUCUGUACUCUUUCUACAAGACCGUCACCCUCUACCUCACCCUGUUUUGGCUUUCGUUUUAUAACCGAUUUUCGGGCCAAACGGCGUACGAGUCUUGGACGCAGUCUUUCUACAAUGUGCUCUUCACCAUGAUGCCGACGCUCGUGCUCGGCAUCUUUGACCAGUACCUCAGCGCGGCGAUGCUCGAGCGCUACCCACAGCUCUACGGACAAGCCUUCUUUACCGGAUGGGACAUUGGGAUGUGGAUGGCAAACGCCGUGUACCACUCCAUUGUCAACUUCUUCCUCGUUACCUACGCAUUUUACGACACAAUCAAUGAUGGUCAAGGCCAGUCGGCAUACUACUGGAUAUGGGGUACUACCUUGUACUUCACCAUGCUUACCACCGCGCUUGGAAAAGCCGCAGUCGUCUCGAAUCUAUGGACGCGGUACACUCUCAUGGCCAUUCCCGGUUCGCUUGGCAUCACACUCGCAUUUUUUGUCGUGUUUGGAACGGUAGCGCCGGGGCUGGGCGUGUCGAUGGAGUACUAUAGCAUUGUGCCGCGCCUCCUUGGGCUCCCCGUUUUUUGGCUCUUGCUUGUCUUUGUGCCUGUAUGUGCACUGCUCCGCGACGUGCUUUGGCGCUUUUACCAGCGCACAUACAGGCCCAAGGACUACCACAUUGUGCAGGAAAUGCAAAAGUACAAGCUCCAGGACGUGUAUCCGCGCACGGACCAGUUCCAGAAAAAUAUCCGCAAGGUGCGGGCAGUGCAGCGAGUGCGCCGCUCGCGUGGAUAUGCUUUUUCGCAGACGGAGGGCGAGCAGGCGGACUUGAUCCGACAGUACGAUACCACCAAGGAGCGGCCGAGUGGUUUGUAG
This is a messenger RNA of Malassezia vespertilionis, 3894 nucleotides long. RefSeq names its product P-type phospholipid transporter (gene DRS2). Gene Ontology annotation, molecular function: ATPase-coupled intramembrane lipid carrier activity; magnesium ion binding; ATP hydrolysis activity. Gene Ontology annotation, cellular component: plasma membrane. The transcript has a single exon. The record is from RefSeq and is a predicted model, not a curated record. Bases 1 to 3894 code for a protein of 1297 amino acids. Lineage: Eukaryota; Fungi; Basidiomycota; Malasseziomycetes; Malasseziales; Malasseziaceae. Gene Ontology annotation, biological process: endocytic recycling; intracellular protein transport; post-Golgi vesicle-mediated transport.